This is a messenger RNA of Conger conger (European conger), 2927 nucleotides long. RefSeq names its product neurogenic differentiation factor 6-B-like. The record is from RefSeq and is a predicted model, not a curated record. The transcript is spliced from 2 exons. Gene Ontology annotation, molecular function: protein dimerization activity. NCBI's taxonomy places the organism in Eukaryota, Metazoa, Chordata, Actinopteri, Anguilliformes, Congridae. The coding region runs from base 167 to 1174 and encodes 335 amino acids.
UGAAGAGGGGGGGGUUGAGAGAAAGAGAAGAACGGGAGAGAAAACAGAAAGGGCAGGAAGAGGGGAGCACCGGAGAACCCCGCAGACGUUUCCGCUGUGAAAAAGGUGCUAUCGCUGAAACCGAUCUGGAACAUGAGAACCGCAUGUUGACACGGAAUCCAGGAGAAUGUUAACCUUACCCUUCGAAGAACCCGCCACUAUGCCCGAGCCCAGGUUCAUCGCCAGCUUCCCUCCAGAAUGCGUCGCCGAGAGCAAAAACAGAAAGCACGACGGCAGCCCGAUGUCUAAGGCCAAGGAGGCGCAAGAGGACACCUCAGACAGGGAGGAGGAGGACCGGGAGGAGGACCAGGACGAGAACGGGCUCCCGAAGCGGAAGGGAUCCCGGAAAAAGAAGGGGAACGGCGUGCGGCACGAAAGGGUCAAAGUGCGGCGCCAGGAAGCCAACGCUCGCGAGCGCUCGCGCAUGCACGGUCUGAACGACGCGCUGGAGAGUCUGCGGAAAGUGGUGCCGUGCUACUCCAAAACGCAGAAACUGUCCAAGAUCGAGACUCUGCGCCUGGCGAAGAACUACAUCUGGGCUCUCUCGGAAACCCUGAGCGCCGGGAAGAGGCCCGAUCUGCUCGCCUUCGUGCAGACCUUGUGCAAGGGGCUCUCGCAGCCGACCACCAAUCUGGUGGCGGGCUGCCUGCAGCUGAACGCCAGGAAUUUCCUCACGGAUCACAACGGGGAGGCCUCCUUCGCCGGCAGGCCCGCGUACGACGCCGUUUACGCGCCCUACUCGGGCUCCGAGACGGGCACGCCCACGGGGCACGGCGGCGGCGGAACCAUGGACAGCGCCAAGCCCUUCAGACCGUACGGCUACUGCGGCUCCUACGAGUCCUUUUACGAGAACGGGUCCCCCGAGUGCACCAGCCCCCCGUUCGAGGGGGGUCCACUCAGCCCCCCAAUUAACUUUAACGGGAUAUUUUCCCUUAAGCACGAGGACCACCCCGCCGACUAUGGUAAGAAUUGUCACUACGGCAUGCGUUAUUGCGCGGUGCCGGCCCGGGGCUCGCUGGGCCAGAACUCCAUGUUCACCGUGUCCGCCGACGGCCAUUUCCCGUACGACCUGCAUGUGCGCGGCCAGUCUUACGGUGCGGUGCAAGACGAGCUAAACGCGGCGUUUCAUAAUUAACGAGAGAAAGUGGAAAAAGGUUGUCUCCCCCCUGCCGUCUAAUUACCGAAAACAGAUUUCUCCCUCUUGACACGGACAUGAAUUACUUAGAAUGUGUAGCGUAUUUUGUAUCUUUUAUUUAUUUAUUUAUUUAUUUAUUUUUGGUCGCCCUUGAAAUGGUGUUCUAUUUGUUUGUUUGUUUAUGAUAACUACAUUUGAAAAGGGGAUACUGGUCUCUGAGCUAAAUCACUCAAUGGGAAAUGGACAAUGCGGGCCUUUAUUGUUCGGCAAUCAGAGAGGAUAUUUCAGUUUGUGGGCUAUACAUAUGAAUAUUGCUUGUAUUUGUGAAAUUAAUAGGUAUGGACGUGUCAAUUUAAUCCGUUUAAUAUUUGUGCAUUAUUAUAUAUUAGAUGGGGGAAACUAUUUCAAGGUCUAAACAUGUCCUUGUUGUUACAAAUCUUUUUUACAGUCGUUUCAGAACACUUAAAUCACAAAGCAAUACAAGGCCAAGACGAACUAUGCAAUAAACAAACAACGACCAUCUUAUGAUUUUCCCAUCGGAUCAGACUUAAUGGAAUAUGACCAGUGAAAAUAAUGAUUAAUCCACGCAAAUGCACUACCAAUUCUUGCCCGAGGCACGCGCCCGUCGGUUAGUCAUAGAAAUCGUUUAACUCAGCGGGCUAACAAUUCGUUAUUUUAUGUAUAAUUGGUAGGGGAGAAAAGACACGUCGUGACACAAAGAACAUUUUAAUAACAUCGGACAAUUUUUUUUUUCUGAACACGACGGACAUAAUCGGGUUAUUGGAUUGCUGUUGUACCUGUACGAAUGUAUAUGUGUAGUAGGCUAUUUAAACAGUAAACCUGCACGUGCUAUACGUCGUUCUUCCACCAGAAUGACCGAACUGCUAUCGCAUAUAGGCCUAAAAGUAAAUGUCAUAAUAAAAUAACGAAUGUGUAAUGAAGAAAAUGCUGCAUUUGUAUUAUGUUUUAAACUUGUGGAAAUGUAAGAAAUGGGGGGGGGGGGUCGAUCUAUUGUCAUCCCUUGCUCAUCAGGAACCGCCAUGCACGAGCACGGGGGCGCGAGCCCACAUGUUCCACGGGGCAACCGGGUGUGAGUAUUUGCACAUUCAGUGACGUCAGAAGGCUACGUUGGUAUAUUUUAAAGGUUUUUGUCUUCAUUAAUUUGUCGCAAACACACACACACACACACACACACACACACACACACACACACACACACACAUACCAUUUAUUCUCCCUGACAGAGAGCUAUAGUUCACAUGUAAACAGGAACAAACUGACCGCAGUUGUAGGCCAUGUAGCAAUACGCAGCUUAUUCAUUGGAUCCCCCAAUUUUUUUAAUUUAUGAAUGUUCAAAUAUCACCACACAUUUCGUGUGUACUCUUUCUUAUGUGUAUAAUUACGUUUACAGUGUUACAUGUGAAUUCGAGAAAUGAAAACUUUCAGAAAAAUCGCAGUGCAACUUUAGUCAGAGUUUUAGCACGUGUCCUAUGAUUUUAUCACUGUUUAAAGUGCUCGCCUUAAAAAUUAAAAAUUCACCAUGUGGCUCGUGCAGUUUAUGCAUGAUUUUUAUUUUAAUAAUUUUGCGGCUCCUGGCUUUGUACAUUUUCGUGGCUCUUUGAUGAAGAAAAAGUUGUAGAUGAGAAGAAAUCCCCGGAUGCACUAAGUUGGACUUUUCCUCCGCGCAUUUGUAUUGGACAAUUACUUUGUUUUGUAUUGCCAAACGAAAAAUAAAACGCUCAUUAAAGACUAA